AUGAAGCUCUUCUUGAAACGGCAUUACACCUCUCUCACUAACACUCGACGCCCACCAUCCAUACCAUCGCAAAUUAUUCAGUUGUGUAGAUGUGGCUUAGUUUUUGAUGCCAUUGGACUCCUCAAUUCCAUGAACACCACCUCCCAACAAUCCCAAAAUAUUAUCACCUCAAAGCCAAUCCUAUACGCUACCAUUAUUCAAGCAUGCACCAAAGCGUAUUCAUUUACCCUCGGCCUCCAGCUUCACUGCUAUAUGCUCAAAUCUGGCCUAGAAACUGACCGUUUUGUGGGUAAUAGCCUUCUUUCCCUUUACUUCAAACUGUGCCCCGACUUUUCCAACACUAGAAAAUUUUUUGAUGGGUUGUAUUAUAAGGAUGUAGUGUCUUGGACCUCGAUUAUCUCGGGAUACAUUCGCGUGGGAAAACCCAGAGAUUCGAUUGGGCUGUAUUUGGAUAUGCUUGACUUUGGCAUUGAGCCGAAUGCGUUCACUUUAUCUGCCGUGAUCAGGGCGUCUGCGGAGCUAAGGGAGUUGCACAUGGGGAGGUGUUUACAUGCUGUGGUAAUUAAAUUUGGUUUUGGAUUUAACAAUGUGAUUAUCAGCGCCUUGAUCGAUAUGUAUGGGAGGAAUCACGAGCCAGGUGCUUCGCUUAAGGUGUUCGAUGAAAUGCUCGAACCAGAUUUUAUUUGUUGGACUUCAGUGAUUUCUGCACUCACGAGGAGUGAUUUAUAUGCUGAGGCUUUGCAAUUGUUCUAUUCUAUGCAUAAGCAUAAUGGGUUUUCGCCAGAUGGGUAUACAUUUGGUAGUGUUUUGACUGCUUCGGGAAAUUUAGGUAGGUUAAAGCAAGGUAAAGAACUUCAUUCUAAGUUGUCGGGCUAUCCUUAUGUACAUAAUGAGUCUGUUUCGACUGCCUCUUUCGUUAUGACAGGACAGUCAAGCAAUAAUCCGACAGUUCUCGUAGGGUGA
Molecule: messenger RNA, 963 nt
Organism: Fraxinus pennsylvanica
Lineage: Eukaryota; Viridiplantae; Streptophyta; Magnoliopsida; Lamiales; Oleaceae
Source: the annotation of a GenBank genome assembly